UCACGCCCGGUUGUCACGACGCCAUGUUUCCCCGAAGUGGUCUACCGAUGUCGAGUAUCCCUUUGAUGGUACUCUGCUUUUUCGUACUUAUCGUAGCCGGCCUUGACGAAUCCGGUAUAGAAAAAAUAGAAACAACUGAAUCAAAAAAUGAGAACCCAUCAGUGUUAGAAAUUACAGCAUCCCAAGAUUUAGAAGGUAUAGAAGCUGGCAGUACACCUUCACUAAUAUGUAAACUUAAUGUACCGGGUCAAAUAUGGUGGACUAGCAAUGGAAGGAACCUUACUACUAUUAAAGAUUAUGAUGCUGGGGGACGUUUGGAUAUUAAACAAGCAAGCAGAAAUGAUACUGGAGACUACAAAUGUUCAGCAAAAACUACAGAUGGAGAAUUAUUGGAAAAAGAUGUUCAUAUCAGAGUUAUUGAGCCAGGUAAAAUAGCACCUGGAGAAGAUAUUAGAGCAAAAGUAAUGGAAUCAGCUAACUUGACCUGCCACAUGUAUGGUUAUCCAUUGACUCAGUUUGCUUGGUUAAAAGGGAAUGAUUCAGAAAGUACAGAACACUUGAAAGAUUUUACUACUAUUACACAGAUAAAUGAAACAUAUACCAUACUGAAUUUAGAAUUUGAAAGUUUGACACGUAAAGAUAAUGGGACAUAUAUUUGUAAAGCACGCGAUUAUAGCGGCGAAAUUAGCGCUUAUAGACACCUUUUUGUAAUUGAUGUACCAAAAGUCAGCAUUGAUUUUAUGAAAGCCGUUGGUGCAGGAAGUAUAUUUUUGAAUUGGACUGUGAAUGAUGGCAAUGAACCUAUUAAGAAAUAUUUUAUUCAACAUAUGAAGAAUGGAACUAAUCAAUCUCAAUAUUAUUCGGAACAAAUUGGUGGUGGAGUUUCAAGUUAUGUUUUGAAAGGUUUUGAAAGUAAUACAUCAUAUCAAAUUGGUAUUAGUGCUACAAAUGCAGUAGGUUCAUCGCAUGUAAGACUUGAUCCACGUUGGAUCACUACACUUGAGAAAGAUCCUAUUUUUGUGCCAAAAGUUUCCGUCAACGGGGUCACCGAAAAUUCUAUCACAAUAGGCUGGACAGUUCCACCACCUGAUUUAAAAGAACACGUUCACUACUACAAUUUAAUGGCUACCCAUGGAGACCAGAAAAGGGAAGCGGUCUACCCAGCUCAACCAUUUACCGUGUACGCGUUUGUCGAUCUUGAUCCCGCUACAACAUAUAAAUUUAAAAUUGCUGCGUGCAGUGAAUACACGAAAGAGUGUGGAAAUUGGAGCGCUGAAGUGAAUGGAACUACUUUAGACGGAGUGGCUAGUCCCCCGCAAAAUUUGUCUGUUAAUUGUCGAUACGAUAAUAUCAGUAGUUCCAGUUUCAUUUCUAUUACGUGGGAACAUCCAGAGAAACCGAAUGGCGUUAUUAUUCGUUACAACAUGCAGUUGACUGGCGUAGCUACGUUUAAAAAUGACAUGGGUCGUUUAGAUAUUGAUAAUUGGGGGCCACAAAAUUGGAGCGUUUCUAAAAGAAAUAGUACAAAUUAUAAUCAAAUUCCGCCUAAUACAAAUUACACGGUUCGGGUACACGCCGUGACUAGAUCUCGUACACCAGGAAAAGAUGCAAUUGGUAACUGUACUACGCCCGUUACUAUCCCGGACAAAGACAGUUUGAAUAUGCGAUCGUGGCGAAAAAUUGAGAAUCAAGGUAGACAGCUGUUCAAGCUGUACCUUCCUCGCAUAACAGAAAGAAAUGGUCCAAUAUGUUGCUAUCGGAUUUUUCUCGUGAAAUUAGCACCGCAGAAGAGCGUUUCUGAUUUACCACCACCCGAAGAAAUUGGUGUAUAUUCGUAUCAAUAUGCUCAUAAUUCACCUUCUGGUGGUGCUUAUGUAGCUGAAAUGUUUGAUAGUGAUCGAUUGAUAUCAGAGAUUUUUCUUGGUGACGGCGAAUCGUUUAAUGGUAGUACUAUGUGCAAUAAAUGUAUUGGACUUCGACCGAAAGCUGCUCCACCAGUAUUACAUUCCGUUCCUGAAGUUCAAACAACUACUGUAAUACCAAACACAACAGUUGCAACAACUACAACGCCAGUGACAACAACUACAACUUCUGCACCACCGACUACUACCACUACCCAAGGAAUAGAAACAACUAUUGCAAAUACAGUAGACAGUAAUCAUACAGGUGUAGAAAGAAGGAAAAGAGAAAAUACAGUUGAUCAAAAAGGAAAGAGUAAUGAUGGACCUUCUGAAGUGCUAUUGUAUCUCCCGCAAGAUGGUUUCCUGGAUGAAAAGUCAAACUAUACUGGUUUUAUUGAAGUUAUAGUAUUUGGAAACCAGGAAGAUCAGCUUCUACCAGCCUAUAGCAACUACUUCAACCCUCUUUACGGUGGAUUAGACCUUAGAACAAUGGUAGCAGCGGAAGUGACCACAUUCAGCGUGAUUCUUCAAAUUUCUAUUGCCCUCAUACUAAUCAUCAUCAUACUUCUCAUCGCACUUUGUAUAUUGCACAGAUAUACGAAACGUGCACGGCAAAGAGGAGAAGAAAUUAUAACCUUGAGAAACAGUUUCAGACAUUUGUGUAGGACUCUCAGAGGAAGACAUCAGUUGGUCGCAGCAAGUCCUCCAGAUAUGCCUCCUAUUCCAAAAAGUGAAUUGCUCCAGUCUUACCUCGAACGGCAUCGAGACUCCGAUUACGGUUUCCAGCAUGAGUUCGAACUGCUACCAGACAGGUUUACGGAUCGUACGACGAGAGCAUCAGAGGCACGGGAAAAUCUGUACAAAAAUCGUUACCCAGACAUAAAGUGCUACGACCAGACCAGGGUGAGACUCGCACAAAUGGAUGGAAUCUGUGGAUCAGACUACAUAAACGCGAACUUUGUAUUGGGAUACAAGGAACGUAAGAAGUUCAUAUGUGCCCAAGGUCCGAUGGAAAAUACCGUUUGCGAUUACUGGAGAAUGAUCUGGGAACAGCACCUUGAACUGAUACUUAUGUUAACGAAUCUCGAAGAAUACUCCAAAACGAAAUGCGCAAAAUAUUGGCCAGAUAAAAGAGAGACAAAGAACUUCGGUGAUAUAACUGUUGAACAUAUUCGGGAAAGAGCCUACUCCGACUAUGUAAUUCGGGAAUUAAAAAUGACGCGAUUAGGAGAACGAGAUGCACGUACCAUCGUCCAGUAUCACUUCUUAGUUUGGAAGGAUUUCAUAGCACCGGAACAUCCGCAUGCUAUAUUGAGGUUCAUAAAGAGAGUGAACGAAGCUUACUCGUUGGAGAAGGGGCCAAUAUUAGUACAUUGUAGCGCAGGUGUUGGCCGAACGGGAACGUUGGUCGCAUUAGAUUCUCUGUUGCAGCAGCUUGCCGAAGAAGGCCAAGUUUCCAUUUUUAAUACGGUGUGCGAUCUGAGACAUCAAAGAAACUUCUUAGUGCAAUCGUUGAAACAGUAUAUUUUUAUUUACCGUGCGUUAAUGGAAAUGGCACAGUAUGGCGACACCGAAAUACCAGCGUCUCAGCUUAAAGCUACGGUUGCGAAAUUGAGACAGAGAGAUAAUGGUAAAGAAAAGUGUAGAAUGGAAGAGGAGUACGAUAAAAUUAACUCCGUGUUAGAAGAUAGAAAAUCAUAUAGCGUGGGUGGUGGGGAGGAAAACAAAAGCAAGAACAGAAGUGAAUUAAUAAUACCGUAUGAUAGAAAUCGAGUGAUUCUUACGCCUGUACCAGGCAGAGAACACUCGACGUAUAUAAACGCGUCGUUUAUCGAGGGCUAUGACAAUUCCGAAUCGUUUGUUAUUACUCAAGAUCCAUUGGAGACUACUAUAGCAGAUUUCUGGCGAAUGAUCUCGGAACAGUGUAUCUCAACAAUAGUAAUGUUAUCUGAUCUGAACGAAGGUCCACGGAAGUGUCCACGAUAUUGGCCCGACGAUGAAGCUGUGUAUGACCAUAUAAGGGUUAGAUAUAUUCAAAGCGAGAGCUGUCCGUAUUAUACUCGUCGUGAAUUUUGCGUUUCCAAUACGAAGACCGACGAGAACGUUGUUGUAACGCAAUAUCAGUAUCAUGGUUGGCCGACAGUAGAAGGAGAAGUACCUGAAGUGACUCGUGGUCUCAUUGAACUUGUAAACCAAACUCUAACAAAUGACACAGAAUCAAGCGGUUCGUUAGUUGUGCACUGCAGUUUUGGAUCUGAUAGGAGUUCUAUGUUCGUCGCUCUUAGCAUAUUGGUACAACAAUUAAGGACUGAAAAACGCGUAGAUAUUUUCACGACAACAAAGAAGCUACGUUCUCAAAGACACGGCAUGAUUAGCACCUUUGCACAGUAUGAAUUUUUGCAUCGUGCUAUCGUUAAUUAUUCGGAUCUUCAUAAUUUAGCCGACGAUGAACCAGCCUCUUAAUACCAAGAUACGUAAUGCUGGAACAUCAUGAUAAUACUUGAUGAACGUGUGCGUAAAGACAAUUAACGUACAAAAAGAAAAGUGAAAUGCUCAAAGGAACUUAUAUUGGGCCAACCAAAGAAAUUAUUAAUAUAUUGGUGGACAAGUACAUCAUGAAGUUAAACUAACGCAUAUGGGUGCAAAAGAAAUUAGCGACUUUUGAUACUCCAAAAUACAGACUACCAGAUUAUGUGUAUUAAAGAAAAGAAAACACCACUUGGACUGAGCAGUAAAUGUUUCACGUUGACAAAAUACGUUAUAAUUAAACUAAACGCAUGAUUGGUUCGAUGCAAUUAACAAAUCGAAUUAAACCUGUUGGUAAAUCGUUACAAAGUGCAGUACAGUGUUUCGUGAUACCACGCUCUCAACGACGUUGUGAAUCUAUCUCAAUGACUUAUUUUUAUCGAUAAUAUCAAAGGAAGGAAAAACGCAAAGUAGUGUAUCAAAAUUUUUGUGAUUGAAAUGGAACAUUUGAGGAAAGCACUAAUGCAGCAACGUAAGUGCUUUUUCUUUUUUAUUAACAAUUAUGACUAUUUGAUGGACUAGUGAAAAAUUGAGCGUAUUUAAUAGGAUGUAUGAAUACCCUAACAAGUGGACCAUAUAUAGCUUACCAAUCUAAUAUUUGAUCGUACCUUUUCUUUUAAUAGAAUAUCUGAUUGAAAUUGCAAUAUGGAAAUUAUAAUAAAUAACAAGGGAUGUACGAAUAAUCUGAUCAGGUCGAAUUCGUUAAAAUUCGGACCAUGUCGGACGAGAGCUGAAGAUAUUUUUCUGUAUACAAAUGCUUGAGACUUUAAAAAAUUAGAAAUUUAAGAAUUUGUAAAUUUGAAAAUUUGGGAAAGUUGUGGCAGCCGAAAUAGCAGUGUCUAACACGAGAGUAAUUCAAGCAUUCACCACAAGUAUGGCGCUGUUGCUGUUUCGACUGCAGUGUCUUCAAGGCCCAAAUUUAUGCGGAUGACCGCGUAUAGGAAGUCGAUGACAUUUAGUGAACUUAGUCCGAUCCAUUUUGAGCACAAUCCCGAAUUGAAUCUCGGGAUUUGAAUCUUUGUGUUCCCAAAAAGAAUCGCAAGCAUUCGUACACAGUAAGAUAUUUUCGAGCUCCCAAAUUUUGCCAAACGCGAUUAAUAUUAAAGGCUGAUAAACUUUCAUACAUGGUAUUUGAAUUUUUCUUUUCUAUCAAAAUGCGAUCAAAUACAUAGAUGGCAUAGUUAAUAUGGUUUGAAGUUAAAUUAGAACUAGAUUGUAUUCUUCCAAAAUGUUUCUACUGGCAUGUGUUGUUAUCCUACCGUUCGAUGACAAAGAGAUCAAACGCUGAUAUGAUCUACUUUAUAUUUACGACUACUAAUAACCGCGCACGCAUGUGUGUAAGUUUAUUUGUAAGAUACGUGUCAUAUACAUAUAUACAUAUAAACGCGUGUAUACCACGCCAGCGCUAAUAUUUCUUCUAAAGAAAGACUGAUAUUCUUAUUCAGUUCGAAAUGCGCGAAGAACAGCACGUACCUUGUUUGUACGGCAUGUAAAAUUGCUGUCAAUUGUAACCCACGAGAAAGAUCAUUUUUUUACUUUUUCAUACACGAGGCAAUUAGAGAUAUCUAUGUGUGUGGCAUGUCCGGAUAUGUGCUUUGUAAGUCACCGACAAAAUGUAACGCAUAAUUGGAGGGCUUACGCGGCACAAUAGGGGUUAGGUUUCACUUGAAAAUACUGAAUAAUGUAGGUAGUUCUUAUACAGAUUUCAUGACAAUUUUUUUAGUUUAAUCAGUGAUAAAUAAAUUUUUUAACUCGUUCGUUGACACCUGAAAAAUUGUAAAAAUCAGUAUUGUUAAUACAUUAUUUGAAAAGUUAGUACAAAUAACUUGAAAUGUUUUAAUCAGAUAAAAAUUGUGAGUGGUCAUUAAAUUUGAUGGUGACAUCGAACAUGUUAAAAAAAGAAAUACUUUUAUUUGAAAAAUAUGCUUAUAAUUUUUAAGUGAUAUGUUAGCGCAUUUGUUACGAGAACAAACAUAUAGAUCUUAUGUUCGCUUACGCGCUAGGCGCGUAAAUCGUAUUCGAGGAACGACAAGCCUCACGCUAUAAUGGUACAAACCAUAACGUGUUAAAAUAAGUAAGAACUGCCUAUAACUGUCAGUAUUUAUCUUCACGGUGGAUGAAGUGCUGGGAUGCGAAACGAACAUAAGUUAAUGAGAUUAAUAUAAAUAAGGAAAGAAAAAAAUGGAAUCUUUUUAAAGUAAGGCAAUUACGAAAUCGACACACGUUACAUUUUUUCGCACGCUCGUUCAUUUCUAGUCAAGUUUUAACUCCGGCACGUGCGCUGCUAAGCCAUUCACUUAUGGCAGGGGACAAUCAUAUUAUAAAUUUGAUUUUACGCAUCGCAUCGGUCAGCAAGAUUUUUUUCUUUCCUUUUUCCUUGUCAAUUUAUCUUCAUUCCAUUAUCGUGCUAAUGCACAUCCCUACUUGAUGUACAUGUGUGUAUAACCGGUUUACUAAUCGAGAGAAUUAAUUAAUUAGUUGCUAGUUUACGCUUCGAUUAUGUUUUAAUUGAUAGAUAAUAUAAGGGACGAACGUAUGCUCCGUCUGUAAUUAGAAUCGUUAUCAUCGCCUGUCGCUGUUGCUUACGUAUUAACAUGUAACAAUAUUUGUUUUAUGCUGAUUGACAUAUACAGUUGUAUUUGCAAAUGCUCUGGCAAGGUACAAAGUGCCUAAGAAUUUCCGCCUAUUCAAUUUUUUGCAUAAAAUUGAUAUUUUUACAAAAUCUAAUGCUUUAAACUGAAUGUUUUAUUCUUAACAAACAUUUUCAUUAACACCUGAUUUCGCUAGGUAUGAUAGAAUAUGCUGUAUAAUUGAUUAAUUGUACAAUGGUCUAUAAGGAAUUUUUAAAGAUAUUUCAUGCAAAGAUAUUUAACUAUUAAU
Messenger RNA from Megachile rotundata (alfalfa leafcutting bee), 7307 nucleotides. RefSeq names its product Protein tyrosine phosphatase 69D (gene Ptp69D). Gene Ontology annotation, molecular function: protein binding; protein tyrosine phosphatase activity. Lineage: Eukaryota; Metazoa; Arthropoda; Insecta; Hymenoptera; Megachilidae. The record is from RefSeq and is a predicted model, not a curated record. Gene Ontology annotation, biological process: protein dephosphorylation.